Macroventuria anomochaeta is the source of this 418-nucleotide messenger RNA. RefSeq lists its product as uncharacterized. Gene Ontology annotation, cellular component: mitochondrial inner membrane. The coding region runs from base 63 to 260 and encodes 65 amino acids. The transcript is spliced from 3 exons. Lineage: Eukaryota; Fungi; Ascomycota; Dothideomycetes; Pleosporales; Didymellaceae. The record is from RefSeq and is a predicted model, not a curated record.
CUCGACCACCAGCGAGCACUACGAGCCAUUGCACAGCACACGUCGCAGGCUCAAACACAACCAUGCAGCCCACACUCCGCAGGAUGGGUCCGCCCAAGUACGCUGAGAUGCCGAACCACCCCAUCAAGGUCCACCCCGUCCGUCCGCUAUACAGAUUCAUGGCUACCGGCCUCGGCGCCUCUAUGUGGUUUUUCUUGAUGUACCGCGCAAAGAAGGAUGGCCCGGCCCUGCUUGGCUGGAAGCACCCCUGGGACCACUGAACGAAGAUUCGAAGCGGAGAAUUGGAAGGAGGGAGAACGAUGGUGUAGGAGCUCGAAAGCUUGGGCAAGGAGCAUUGUACAUAUGCGAGUAGAGGACUACCAAUGUGGAGGAUGACGCACAAUAUCCCAGCAAGUGAAUGCAAUGUAAAAUUUCAAAA